Messenger RNA from Seminavis robusta, 1167 nucleotides. The record is from the annotation of a GenBank genome assembly. NCBI's taxonomy places the organism in Eukaryota, Bacillariophyta, Bacillariophyceae, Naviculales, Naviculaceae.
AUGGCGCUCCUAUUGUUCUCACGCUGUCGUUUGCUGGUCUUUCCAAAGUAUCACCGCCACAUUGCCACGCUUCGUUCCAAUUCGACCUUUGCGAGGACCAUCACUACUGGAAUCCACCACUCGCCGCUGCUACGCCCAUCCAUCCCCACUAUUACUAGUUCCACCCAAAAGAAUCUCCGUUGUCGCCUCACCAUGUCUGCUGCCGAUGUGAUUCCGGGUCGACCUACUUGGCAGCAAACCAUGCUGCGCAUCAAGGAUCCCGCCAAGUCCAUCCCAUUCUACACGGACCUUCUUGGAUUUACGCUGAUUGACAAAUUUGAUUUUCCCCAGUACAAGUUUUCUUUGUACUUUUUGACCACCCUCAAGGAAGGAGAGAAAUACACGCUGACUCCAGGAACCCAGGAAGCGCAUGAUUAUCUCUGGACCAUGGAAGGCGUGGCCUUGGAAUUGACCCACAAUCAUGGAACCGAAUCGGAUGAUUCCUUUGCAGGAUAUCAUGCUGGGAACAAAGAAAAAGAUGGAUUUGGUCACAUUGCUGUAAACACGGAAGAUGUCUAUGCGUUGUCCGAGAAACUGGAAAAAGCCGGAUGCAGCUUCAAAAAGAAACCGGAUGAAGGAAGAAUGAAAGGUCUAGCCUUUGUGUACGACCCGGAUAUGUACUGGGUAGAACUUGUCAAACGAGGAGACGACUCCAACAUUCCCAACGAAUGCAACUUUUCACAGACCAUGCUCCGUGUCAAGGAUCCCCAAAAGAGCGUUGAAUUCUACAAGAAGCUGGGCAUGAAAGUCUUGGUCCAGCGGGACUUUAGUGACUUUAGUCUGUACUUUUUGGGAUCCUCCAAUAUGGACGAGAGUCUCUUUUACAAGCAACACUUUAAUCCAGUGCUGGAAUUGACCCAUAACCAUGGCACCGAAAAAGACAAUGAUUUCAAGCACUACAACGGCAAUGAAGAAGGACGACAAGGAUUUGGACACAUUGGAUUCCUGGUGGAUGAUGUCUAUGCGGCAUGUGAUGAGAUUCGAAAAAUGGGGUAUGGCUUUCGCAAGGAACCGGAUGGUGGUUCCAUGAAAGGCCUUGCAUUUGCGUACGACCCUGAUGGAUAUUCUGUCGAAAUAAUCAAACGCGGUGGAAUUGACUUUGGUGAUAAACGCGUGGAAAACAAAUAG